AUGUCACGGGUAUUACAGUCGGAUAGUUCGUCCAGGGAAGGAAAACACGUCUGGAGCAAAGAUGCGAAAUUCGCGUUGAUGUUGAACAAGUUCAUUGUGUGGCCGUUGGGACUUUGGCCGCUUGAGUGCGAUGAUGCGUUUUCGCGAUUUCGGAAUUUUUACGCUGUCGUGUCGCAGGUAUGGAUGAUAGGCACUCAAGCGACGGCUGCAUACCUGGGAUGCGGGGACGUAGCCGAUACCGUCGACUUUGUCAUGAUGACAGCGUGUGCCUUGAUGGCCCUGUCGAAAAUCGUGACGAUCCGUCUGCACAUGAGCAAAGUCCACACGGUCUUCGUCUCUGCUCUGGACGACUGGCUCGCCGUCGACGUCGACAAAUCUCGCGACGUCCUAAUCCCGUUCGCCAAAACCGGCAGAUUCGUGUUUUACUUGCAGAUGGUCUCGGCCUACAUGUCCAAUACCCUGAUCAUCAUCGGGGCGCUGCCUUUUCUCAUACCGCCUGCGGCUAAUGGAACUUGGGCCAACGUAUCGGAGACGUUGCAGUCGAGGCAACUGCCCAUGAGAACCGGUUGCAUGUUCGCCGGCUACCGGGACGAGAUUUACGGAUCGUUGUAUGUCUACGAGAGCGUCAUGAUCAUGAUCACUGCUCACGGCAACGUAGGCUGCGAUGUGCUAUUUUUCAUCCUCGCCAUGCAUCUGUGCGGUCAGAUCGAGUUGCUGAAGACUGACGUGUUGAAGAUCGGUGAAGACGAGAAGGUACCGGGAGAAUGGAAGAACAAGAUCGUCGAGUGUGUUCACAGACACAUUAGGUUGCUAGGUAUGGCUAAGGCUCUGAAUAAGGUCGUAUCCGGAGUGCUGGUCAUUCAACUCUUGCUCAACGCUGGAUUGAACCUGAUGCUCGGUAUUCGCAUGCUGAUCGAGAUCAAGAGGGGCUCGAUAUUCAACGCCGUGAGGCCGAUGAUAGGCUUCAAUGUGUUGAUGCUGCAGCUGUAUCUGUUGAGCUACGCGAGCGAUCGUCUCUCCAGUCAGGCCGAAUCGAUCCUCGACGCCGUUUACGACAGUUACUGGUAUAAGUUACCGGCGAAACUACGGAGGGAUCUCUAUUUCGUGACUAUGAGGGCCAACAAGCCGAUAUACUUCAUGGCUGGACACUUUUACGCUAUGAACAUUGAAAAUUUUAUGAAUAUUCUGAAAGCUUCGUUCUCCUACUUUUCCAUUUUACGGAUUAUGUUCCAGGCAUAG
Molecule: messenger RNA, 1239 nt
Organism: Nasonia vitripennis (jewel wasp)
Lineage: Eukaryota; Metazoa; Arthropoda; Insecta; Hymenoptera; Pteromalidae
Gene: Or60
Product: odorant receptor 60
Exons: 4
Coding region: 1-1239 (412 amino acids)
Biological process (GO): detection of chemical stimulus involved in sensory perception of smell; sensory perception of smell
Cellular component (GO): plasma membrane
Molecular function (GO): odorant binding; olfactory receptor activity
Source: RefSeq, marked inferred